Molecule: messenger RNA, 432 nt
Organism: Heterobasidion irregulare TC 32-1
Lineage: Eukaryota; Fungi; Basidiomycota; Agaricomycetes; Russulales; Bondarzewiaceae
Exons: 2
Coding region: 1-432 (143 amino acids)
Source: RefSeq, a predicted model, not a curated record
AUGCCCAGCGCCGGCGGCCGAGACUGCACCGUGCAGGACCAGUCCAAGCCCAUAUCCGCCACGAGCAGCGUCCUCCUCCGCGCCGCCCUCCUCGACCAGGCAGCCGCUGCCGCAUCCGCAUCCGCAUCCUCGCACACCGGCCGUUGCCGCCUCGGACGACACCGACUCGACGACACCGACUCGACGACACCGACUCGACGACACCGACUCGACGACAUCGACUCGGCGACGCCGACUCGACGACACCAGCUCGACGACACCGACUCGACGACGCCGCCUCGACCCUACCGCCUCGACGCGGCCCUGUCCCGACCACGCCGCCGCCUCAACGCUUCCGUCUCUAUCCCCACUCCCGACGACGACACCAGGUUCGCAGCCACCGCCUCCGACGACCUCGACUCGACGAUAGACCUGCGCAACAGCAGGCGAUAG